Molecule: messenger RNA, 3537 nt
Organism: Coffea arabica (coffee)
Lineage: Eukaryota; Viridiplantae; Streptophyta; Magnoliopsida; Gentianales; Rubiaceae
Source: RefSeq, a predicted model, not a curated record
AUGAAUGUGGAGUGCUUUGAUAUUGGCUUUUCAAUUGGCGUCACUCAUUUGGAGCGUCAUCCUUCUGAUCAUGCACCAUUGCUACUGUCCGUCAGUACAAGGUUGGAUGGCAAGCCCCGUUCGUUUCGAUUCAUCAAUGCUUGGGCAGACCGGGAGGAUUUCUUGGCGACGGUAAGAGAGUCUUGGCAACAAGAGUGUGGUGGGUCUCCGAUGCAUGUGUUAUGUUCUAAGUUACAGAGACUCAAGCGACAUCUUCGACUGUGGAACAAGGGCCGAGUGGGGAAUUUCUCGGACAAUGUUGCAAAGGCGGAGGGAGAGGUGGGACGGUUGGAGAGAAUGUUAGAAGAUGGGGGGUCAGAGGGGGUCCAUUUGGAGCUCCAGCAAGCGCAGGCCUCGUUGAGACGAGCUUUGACCAUGGAGGAGUCGUUGUGGAGGCAGCGAGCUCGGGUCAAGUGGUUGGCCUUAGGUGAUCGCAACACUAAAUUUUUUCAUUCGGUGGUAAAGCAGCGGCGUAUGACUUCCAUUAUCCACCGGAUUCAGAAGCCUGAUGAGGGUUGGGUUAAGGAAGAUGCGCUCAUUGGCGAGGAGGCGGUGCGUUACUUCUCAUCCUUAUUCUCACUAGAGGAUGUCCCUGGGAUGGGGGAAGUCCCUGAUGUUAUUCCCCGUCUGGUGUCUAUGGAGGAUAAUGAGCGGCUAGAGGAGGUGCCGGAUUUGGAGGAAGUCCGACAGGCAAUUUGUCAGAUGGAUGGAGAGAGUGCUGCAGGUCCGGACGGUUAUUCUGGCCGAUUUUUCUCUGCUGUUUGGGAGAUAGUAGGGGGUAAUGUAUACGAUGCUGUCCGGAGUUUCUUUUGCGGCGCGAAACUUCCCAGGAGGAUCACUGCGACGUCCAUAGUCUUACUGCCUAAGGUGCAACAGCCCAAGGAUUUCUCUCAGUUUCGGCCGAUUAGUCUUUGCAAUUUUGUGAAUAAGAUUUUUUCAAAAAUCCUGGCUCUUCGACUGGCUCCUAUACUGUCUAAAAUCAUUUCUCCAAAUCAGAGCGGGUUUGUGCGGGGUCGUUGCAUAGCUGAUAACUACCUUCUAGCUCAGGAGGUAAUUGCAGGAAUUAAGCAGAAGGCACGUGGGGGUAAUGUAGUUUUUAAGCUUGACAUGAUGAAGGCUUACGACAGGAUGAUGUGGCCUUUCUUGGUUAAGGUCUUGCGGUCCUUUGGCUUUGGAGAACGCUGGAUUGAUAUGGUCUGGCGGCUUAUAUCCAAUGUUUGGUUCUCCGUUAUUGUCAACGGGUCCCUCUGCGGUUUCUUUAAGUCAGCUCGGGGGCUUCGUCAGGGGGAUCCUUUGUCGCCUGCUUUGUUCAUUAUUGGAGCAGAGGUGGUCUCCCGGGCGUUAAAUCAGCUGGUGCACCAACGGGGGUUCCAAGGCUUCAGAGUUCCAAGAGGGUGCCCGACUAUUACCCAUUUGGGAUAUGCGGAUGACGUUCUAGUGUUUUCAAGUGCGAAUGUCACCUCCCUGCGGCUCGUAAUGAGGGUUUUGGACGACUAUGAGGCGUCCUCUGGCCAGCGGGUGAAUAAAUCGAAGAGCUGUUUCUUAGGUCAUGCUACCUUGGGGAGAUCGAGAAGAACGGUGAUUCAGCGGGUUACGGGUUUCAGAUCGAGUUCAUUUCCUAUCAAGUACCUAGGUUAUCCUUUGUAUUAUGGCCGCCGCAAGAGAGUGUUUUUUGAGGGGCUAUGCCAGGCUGUGGUGCGAAAGGUUGAGUCCUGGGAGAAUAAGUUGUUAUCUGCCGGGGGUCGGAUUGUUCUGUUGAAGCAUGUGCUAUCUGCUCUCCCAGUCUUCCUCUUGAUGGCUGCAUCUCCACCCAAGUCGGUAUUUAGGGAGAUUGAAGGGCGGUUCUCAAAUUUCCUUUGGGGUGAGUCGGAGUGGGGGCAUAAGUGUCAUUGGAUCAGGUGGCAGGAUUUAUGUGUGCCAGGGGAUGAAGGGGGCUUGGGGCUGCGACGAUUGGAGGAUAUUCACAGAGCCUUCUCCAUCAAGCUUUGGUGGAGCUUCCGUUCGUUGGCCUCUUUAUGGGCGACCUUUAUGAGGGCUAAGUACUGUGCGCAGGUGCAUCCUAAUUUGGUAAAUUGUAAUGGGGGUUCACUAAUCUGGAGACGGAUGGUGACAGUGCGGCAGUUUGCAGAGCUUCACAUUGGUUGGAUUGGGCGAUCUGGAGGCUUGAAUUUCUGGUUUGAUAACUGGCUCGGGACAGGUUCUCUGGCCUCUCGGCUGGAUAGUGUCUCGGACCAUUUGCUUGUUGAUUUCGUGGAGAAUGGCCAUUGGAACCUUCCACUCUUGCAGCAAUGGGUUCCGCACGGGGUUAUCAGUGAGAUCGUGCGGGUUGUGCCUCCUGUAGGUCAUUUGCCCGAUUUAAUGGUAUGGAGACCAUCUUUAUCGGGGCAAUUUAACCUAAGUUCGGCGUUCCACCUUGUGAGGAGGCAUGUUAAUCGCUCAUUUAUGUCUAGACGAAUAUGGCAUCCGUUGGUGCCUUUGAAGGUUUCUUUCUUCUUGUUACGCCUACUUCGCGGGCGUUUACCGGUGGACUGUUGCUUGAUGAAGUUUGGGGUUCAAGGGCCUUCCAAGUGUGAGUGUUUCCCUUUGCCUUCUAUCGAGACUAUUGACCACGUCUUUGCUACGGGGGAGAUAGCGUCACGGGUAUGGCAUUUCUUUGGGGAUCCUGUGGGAAUAUCUUGGGCUGGGUCAUCCUUUCGUGGAUGUAUGGCGGCCUGGUGGUAUGGGAGGAGAGGCAACCGACAGCUCGAGUUUGUGCAUCAGAUUCUCCCACUCCUGAUUUGCUGGCAGUUAUGGAAAUGCAGAAACAGCAUGCGAUAUGAUGGGGCCUGUAUCGGGUGGACCAGGGUGUGCAACUUGGUUUUGUCCGAUCUAUUGGAGCUGUUCGGUCUGUUUCUUCCCUACCGGAGGCCUUUCCCCUCGGACUGGGUACGUUUCUAUGCAGAGAUCUCAGGGUGGGCACCCCGGAUUUCCUAUACGCUGGUGCGGUGGUCUCGGCCUUCGGCGGGUGCUCUCAAACUCAAUACGGACGGCUGCUCCAAGGGUAAUCCUGGCGCUAGUGGAGGAGGAGGGAUACUUCGGGAUGGCGGUGGCAGUUUGAUUCUGGCGUUCUCGUGUUAUUUUGGCCAUGCUACGAGCCUUCAGGCCGAAGUUUGUGCGCUUCUUUUUGGGGUUCAAUUGUGCAUUCAACGCGGAUUUGGCAGGAUUGAGGUAGAGCUAGAUUCACUUGUCCUAGUCCACAUUCUCCUUGGAAAGGCUACAUAUCCUUGGAGUGUGUAUCACGAGAUUCAGCAGCUGCUGGGAUUACGCGGCCAUUUCUUAACAGUUCGACAUUGUCUCCGCCAGGCAAACCAGGUUGCUGAUGCUUUAUCAAAUGUCGGCUGUGCUCAGGGGAGAGAGGAGGUUUACACUUCUUCAAUAGCUUUACCUCGUGUAGCUAGAGGAACCAUGCGCCUUGAUAGAGGGGGGGUUCCUUCGGUUAGACGGAUUAUCCAUAACUAG